This is a messenger RNA of Mesoplodon densirostris (Blainville's beaked whale), 3612 nucleotides long. RefSeq names its product tissue factor pathway inhibitor (gene TFPI). Gene Ontology annotation, molecular function: serine-type endopeptidase inhibitor activity. Bases 275 to 1036 code for a protein of 253 amino acids. The record is from RefSeq and is a predicted model, not a curated record. NCBI's taxonomy places the organism in Eukaryota, Metazoa, Chordata, Mammalia, Artiodactyla, Ziphiidae. The transcript has 7 exons. Gene Ontology annotation, biological process: negative regulation of peptidase activity. Gene Ontology annotation, cellular component: extracellular region.
AUCUUUGAGACCGGCUCUGAGGCUCCUCUUUGCUCCAACAGACGGGAGCGACAUUGAGCUGGAUAAAAGUCAAAUUCUUACCUCGCCCUUUCACUGCUGGCAGGAUCAGAUUGCAUUUCUUUCAUUAUUCUUCACUCCCCAGUUUCCUGAUCUAUUUAAAAGAAGAAGUAGAAAAGAUAAAUCCUCUCUUCAAUGCCUGGAAGGGAAAACAAAAUGACCUCAACUCCGCUUUGAAAAAAUCUUUCCAAGAACUUUCUUCAGAGAUUUUACUCAGAUGAUUGACGCAAUGAAGAAAGAACAGAUUUUUUGGGUUUCUGUAUGUCUGCUGCUUAGUUGCGCCUCUGCCCCUCUUAAUGCUGUUCCUGAGGAAGAUGAAGAACAUACAAACAUUACAGAUGCUGAGUUGCCACCAUUGAAACUUGUACAUUCAUUCUGUGCAUUGAAAGCAGAUGAUGGCCCAUGCAAAGCAAUGAUAAAGAGAUUUUUUUUCAAUAUUCACACUCAGCAAUGUGAAGAAUUUAUAUACGGGGGAUGUGAAGGAAAUCAGAAUCGAUUUGAAAGUCUGGAAGAGUGCAAAGAAAAAUGUACAAGAGAUUAUCCAAAGAAAACUAGAAGGACAAAGACAACAUUGCAAAAAGAAAAGCCAGAUUUCUGCUUUUUGGAAGAAGAUGCUGGAAUCUGUCGAGGUUAUAUUACUAGGUAUUUUUAUAACAAUCAAUCAAAGCAGUGUGAACGCUUCAAGUAUGGUGGGUGCCUUGGCAAUCUCAACAACUUUGAAUCACUGGAAGAAUGCAAGGACACCUGUGAGGACACAUUGAAUGAUUUCCAGGUGGAUGAUUAUAGAACCCAGCUUGAUGCUGUGAAUAAUGACUCCUUGACUCCCCAGCCUACCAAGGUACCCAGCUUCUUCGUUACAACAGAAAGAACAAAUGACGGUUGGAAGAAUGCUGACCACAUUUACCAAGUCUUUCUGAACAUCUGCAUUCAUGCAUCCAUAUUCAUUUUAAGAUUAUGUGGCAUUUUAUGCAUAUGUUAAUAAUUGUUUUUUGGUAUUUCUUUAAUAUUUACAUGGUAUAUGUGGUGUCUUCCAUAGGAUACUAUUAAUAAAGUUUUAAUAUUUAUAUGGAGUUAAUAUAUUCCUCUCAAUAUAUCUCUUUGAUAAACAUCUAACUAGCAAAGAAAAACUAAUGUUCUCAAGUGUUCAUAUUGGUAUUGGGCCUUUUGAGUGGACUCGACUCAUUCAUGAAAACAGUGGAUGAUCCUUCUGCUGCUCAUAGCUUCCUUUGCUUCUGUAUAUCAACUCUUAUUAGCUGCCUUGGAACUACAUCAGCUAUAUGAUAUUUCGGAAAGAAAAAUUUUGAAUAGACUUCAGAAGCCUAUUGCCAACCCAGUCUGGUAUUUGCUAUUUAAGAAAAUGAACAUCUGUAUACCUGACCUAGUCCCAUGUUGCUUCCUGGCAGCCUCCAGGUCAUGGGAGAAUAAUUGAAUGGUAUUCUGAAGGCCAUUUGGGUACUUGGAACUCUAUGUCUCUCCUGACUGUAUUCACUGUAUGACCUAGUGGCCAGAUUCCAUAUAAAUGUGAAAAAAAUGGGUAGAAAAGAAAGACACACACACACACACACACAUAUAUACAUACACACACAUCUUUUAAAAAAUUUUGGUUAUCAGCCUUCUGGAAGAGGUGUUAUGCUCAGAAAUUGCCUGAUUGACACCAAAAACCAUUACUGGUAUGGUCAAUUUACAGAUUUGCAAGAGAAUGUUGUCACCUAUUUGGCUUCUUGUUGAAGAUGUGGUUACAUAAAGGAGACUAUUACAACCAUGGAAAUUUUUUGGAAAGAAAAUAACCUCCAUCAACUAAAGAGUUACACACUUAGCUGUAUACCACAGUUAAUCACCACUAAGCAGUGUCAACAAUUCUGGAAAACCCAACUCAUCAACACCCCACUUCCAUAGUCCCAAAGAAAUAUCCUGUUUUUCAUACUGUAUUCUCAAACCAAGAAGCACAGAAACUUCCCUCAUAAUCUAAAUAUUCCUGCAUGGUGAAUCAUGUGCCUUCAAGCUGGCUUUAUAAAAAUUGAUAACAACUUGUGGUAAGGAUUCAUCAGACCUACUAUUUCUUGGCAGGAGAUCUGGUGAGAAACAAAAAUGUAGCACUUCAUCUCUGCCAAGAGUGCUGCCAACUGAAUAUAGUCACUCUAGGUGACCACUGACUACUUUUGCUAAUCCUUUUCUUCCUGGACCAUCUCUGGUUUUAACAAGGAUAAAUUUUUUGCCCCAGUCAUAAGAUUCCUCCAGAGAAGUGUUUCUAAAUAUAUGGAUACCUUUAAAAGAGAAAAUUCACAGACCUCCAUUUUGAAAAUCAAAUUAUUUUGAAUGAUAUUAAUUUUAUAUGAACAAGUAAAAUGGUAGGAAUAAACUUCUUUGGCAUGUGACCAUUACACAACUAUAAAUCAAAACUUAUUCACAAAUGAAUACAAUACAAACUACAAACUAAUAAAUUAAUAAUACUAAUUCAUUGAUUUAUUUGAUGGCACAUGUUUUUUGCUAAAAAGGAAAAAUCCCUAUAAUAUGAUUUUGGUAUGGACUGCUAUAGGACAUGUUAGGAAUGAGAUAGGAAUAGGUUAGAUAACCCUGUGCUACUCUAUGUUGCGUGUAAGUCUUUGCCCUUUUUCUAUUUGAAUGCUGGACAAUCUUUGCAAGAAUGAAUUUGAGAAGCAUUGAUAUAAAAUGUAUAUUUUAGGAAAAUUCCAACUAUCUUUCCUAGGGACACAGCAGAAUGAGGUUUCUAGUUUUCUAUCACAUCUUAAUGCUAUUAAAUGGACCCAACUGGCCAGUGCAAAUAUGAUCAGAGAAGGCAUAGAAUCCUGGAACUUUGGUCUAUUUCUAGAAUCUGCCCAGGUUGAACAUGCCAACUCAAUAAUUCUCACCUUCAAAUGUUUGAGCUCUCUGAAUACUGUUUGGCUCAGGACUGUUACUCCCAAAACUUGUUUUCAGCUUCCUUGUUUGAUGACUGUUUUGAUUAGGUAUUUUUCUCCUGUUCAAACUUGCUAAAUUCCAACUCCACUCACAUAACUGAGGGUAAGAAGCUUCUAAGACAUACUGAAUCUGAGCUUCAAAGAAGAGAGACUUUGAGAAUGAAACAUAAAGGAUAAGUUGUGACAACUUUCAUUUUACCUGAUAAUUAUUAAAAUAUAUUUGCUCAGUUAUUUUUAUUUUCUAGUUAGUUUUCAGAAGACAUAUCAUAGUGGUUAAGAACAUUGGCUUUAUGGGCAGAAAGAUGUGGUUUAAAUUCCAGUUCUGCUAUUGCAGACUCUCUCUGUGGCCUGGAAAAGAAUUACACAACUUUCAGCCUCAGGUUCCUCAUUUGUUAUACGUGAAGAGUAAUAGCUCAUAAAAUUUCGGGGAAGACUGUAAUGACUUAACCCAGUGUUUAGCACAAAUAAGAGCUCAAAGGUAUUAAUAUUUGAAUUUUUCACGAUGGUGGGGUCAAUGAUUAUCCAGUAUCAACAGAGGUUUAAAGCAGGAAAAAAUAAAAUAAUCAGGGGUAUCAUUUGUAUGCACAUUAUCAGUAAUAAUUUUUAAUACAACUGAAAUAUGUAACCUUGAUUUGGA